UUAUUGAAAUACCGCUAAAGAAAAAAGGUGAGUAAUCGCGUUUCCACCUUGCCGCAUGUCUACAAACAAACAAAAGAACAACUCGUAGAGUCAAAAACAACAUGUGGCGAUUCCUUUGCCAGAGGAUGCGAGUAAAAGAACUUAGGAAUUGAUAUUAUAAAGAAAGAUGCUGGAUGAAUACAACAGUUGAGUACCUAUUAUCCAGUUUUUAACAAGACGAACCCCUGCUGCAUCGGCGCUAUGGCAUCGCAAAGCUCGUUAUGCGUUGCAAAUAUGUGUUGGUCUGGAACAAUGCUAAUGCAACUUUUCAUGCUCCUAAAUCUGGAGCAUGCAAAAAUCUGUGUUGCAUGAUCACCAAAAGCUAUCUACUUUUGACCAAGUUGAGGGAGUUUCGCAACAUACAGGCAGGAUAGACAUGCGAGGGGCAUCUUCUCAGUCCUCUCACAGUAUCUGUUUGUUAUGCUAUGUCGUGCAUUCCAGAUCUCAUGGGUCAUGCAAGAAGAGCUGCAUGGCACCAGACAGAGACACGUUUGCAUUUGAGACUCGUGGGAGCCGCUACUCCUUUCCGACACGCCGCCUCCACAGGAGCCGAGAUGUCCAGAGGAUCGUAAUGUUUUUAUAGUAGUUCUAGUUUUGGAUACUGGGACGAGUACAUGAAGAUUUUCAUUUACGCAAUCAAGUUUUUCCCGAGUGGUUCGUUUCUGAGAUCUACUUUGCUGCAUGAGUCGCAUGUCUUUUCUUCACAACAGAAACGGGCAUGAAACUGAAAAAGAAAUAACUGAGAUAAUAUACAUCCAUAAAAACCAAGUAUAGAAAAUGAAAAUUGGAAAUGAUGAUCCAUCGGCCAUCGCAAUACUCCCGUAGCUAAGGAGUUCAAGUUGAGAAAAUUUCACGAAAAUUUCCCGAUGCAGAUGUCAAUCAGGGUGUAUCAACUGCAAACAUGUCUGGACCCGGAAGUAGAAAUCGACUUGAUGUCAUACUCCGCUAGCAUGAAUCUCAAGCCUGUCAUGCACGUCACCCAAACGCCCCAUUUUUCUGCCAUGAUGCAAAAACGCAGCUUCCCAUGCAGGAUAGUUAGACAAUGACAACACUGACAAAGCACCUCAGAGCCUUGUCAUGCUGGAGCGUGAAUUGUGGCAGGAGGCGUCCUCAAGACUCGCCAACCAGCAUCACGAGUUUCCAAACCCAGACGCUUUUGCAUUUGAUAGGGAGAUGGGGGGCCAGUUGAUUUGUUAUCCGACCGCCGCAUCUCGCCAUAAUUGCGCAAACGGAACCCCUUGCUGCAUCUAUUUGCAGAAGAAACCGGACCUUCGCUUCUGGAGUCACUGUAAUUAUAACCACCGCUUUUGCAUGGAAUCACAAUCAAUUGUUCCUCAAGAGGAACUUUGUCUUGUAAAAAAACGGCAAAAAGUUCCUGGAGCGAUCAUGACGAUUUUCCACAACUCGACAGCGGUUCUUAUGGCAGUCUCAAAGGCUACACCCUCGACUACCAUACGACUUUUCAUGCAAGGCUAAGUUCAUUAUCGUUAUCCACAACGUGAAGGUGGCUCGCAUGACAAAUUCUUGAAGGGGUAAAUUAAUAGCAUGGAAAUCCGUUCCAACUUUGUAUACGCAACAAGAAAACAUCAAAACUGAAUGCUCCCGGCCAAUAUUUCUAUCCUUGUUGCGCCACAAAUUCAUGCAACAGUUGAAAGUCUGACCUUUGAGAAUCCCAUAGCUCUCGGUCUCAGCGAAGCUUGCAAAUCUGCAGCUGGUCGAAGAGGUAAACAUAGCUUUUUCAUGUUCUGCUUCUGAUAAAUAAAAGCGCAUAAAUCAUAAAUAUUACGUAACUCGCCGAUCAUAAUUGUAGUACUACACGUUCUUUCCAAGAGGACCCUCAUUUGGAUAUGUGCAUGCCUGGUCAUGAAGAUUCCGCAUACUCAUUGCAAAAGUAUCUCUAUCUUCGUAGAAAUAACACUAUGACUCCUACGGAGAUUUCAUCUUCAAGUUGAAAAAUCUCAUACGUCAUUGAUUUGCUUUGCUGGAUGAUGGCAGGGCAUGGAUGAUUGAAGCUGUAUUCGUCUUCAUGCAGUUAUUCCAUCUAGUGGGAACUACCGGAACUUACUACGAUAAUAUUAAUAACGGUGACGAUAUUACUUUCCUCGCAGUUGAUCAUACUGCAAAGAAGGCGGCACUUUUCUGCAGGCCGAACGACGCGUGGAGCGCGCGGAGCAGGGCGCACAGGAGAGAUUGGAGCGAUUCAAAGAGGAGUAUCGUGAGAAAGAAGUGUUUCAUUGUAAGGAUUUUGAUGCAUGAUUUGCAUUACAAGUUCGCUACGCAUGACAAAGCAGACUUGAAAACACGUUUUAAAGCACAAUGUCUUACAUAUGGAGCAAGACAAAUAAUGCGUCUGUGAGUGUUGCACUUUCAUAUGCAUCAUGAUCAUAAGUUUCCAGCGAAGCAUUUUUUUCUUCCGAUAAACCGCAGCUUCUCUCGAAAAGAUGCAGCCACGCAAAGUGCUCAUCUUUUCAACUUUGCAAGCUAUCAAAUUUUGAAAAGAUGCUGCUUCUGCAUCUUUUCAAAUUUUGAUAGGUGGCUCCUCACUCUCCAAAUUUUGAAAAGAUGCUGAAGGAAACAUCUUUUCAAAAUUUGACAACCCGAACAACGCAAGUAUCAAAUUUUGAAAAGAUGCUCUUUCUGCAUCUUUUCAAAUUUUGAUAGGUGGCUGCUCACUUUCCAAAUUUUGAAAAGAUGCUGAAGGAGACAUCUUUUCAAAAUUUGACAACCUCAACAACACAAGCACUUGCUUUGUUGAGGUUGUCAAAUUUUGAAAAGAUGUCUCCUUCAGCAUCUUUUCAAAAUUUGACAACCUUUUUGACAACCCCUUCGAUGAGGUUAAAAAAGAGCUCAUUAACUUAAGCUAUUCCCCACGGUAUGGUGGAUUUUGAUAAACCUCUUUGACAACCCCUUUGAUGAACCUAGACAGAGAAUUGCUGACGAGAGUCCAAGGCUUUAACUUGCGCUCCUGCUGGCGGGUCGCCAGAUGAUAAGCAAGGCCGUGCCUCUGGCGACACCUGUUUGCUUGCCUCUUUUGUGGCUCCGAAGAUUGCGAAGAUGCCCCCUCGGCAAGUUUGCGAAUUUUGAAAGCCACGCAGAAGAGUAGGCUGCUCACCCUUUCCGCGGCUGUCGAAAUUUGAAAAGAUGCGUUGGUAGCAUCUUUUCAAAUUUUGGAAGCCACAGAAGACUGAGCUGACCUCCCUUUGCGUGGUUUCUCAAAUUUGAAAAGAUGCUCCCUCGGCAUCUUUUCAAAUCCUGAAAACCACAGAUCAGCCAGCUGCCCUCCUCGUCUGCGGCAUGUCAAAUUUGAAAAGAUGCUCCUUCAGCAUCUUUUCGAAUCUUGGCAACCUCAGGACAGAAAACGGAUCGGCUCUUCUGCGGCUUCGAAGAUUGAAAAGUUGCUUCUUUAGCAUCUUUUCAAAUUUUGAAAACCACAGACGAGUAAGCCGACCCCGUCUUCUGCGGCUUCAAAAAUUGAAAAGAUGCUCCUUCAGCAUCUUUUCAAAUUUUGAAAAGCACAGAAGAGCAGGCGACCCUCCUCUUUAGGGCCUUUUGAAAUUCGAAGAGAUGUUCCUUCAGCAUCUUUUCAAAUCCUGGAAACCACAGAAGAGUAAACUGCUCGGGUCUCUUGUGGCUUCGUUAUGGAAAAGAUGCUCCUUCAGCAUCUUUUCAAAUUUUGCAGGCCAAAGGCCACGCGCUUCAGAUUUGACAAGUUGCUGAAAGGGCAUCUUUUCAAAUCUCAAGAACCACAGGAGAGCACAGCAGCUUUUUCGUCUGUUGGUUUUCAGAUUUGAAUAGAUGCGCCCCGAGGCAUAUUUCCCCGCUUCAGCCGCAUCCACAUUUGAAAAGGUUGCGCCAUGAAACACGAGCCACCUCGUCAGGGGUUGCUCGCUCCUCAGGUCUCCCGGAUCUGUCGACCCCUUUGGCUUCUCGGACAGCUGUGGUCUGUGCGCGCCUCCCUAUUCUACCGAGACCUCCCAUUCCAGUUGACUUUUCCGAGUUUCCCAGCCUACGCCGCCUGUCCUCAUUUUAUUGGGUGCGCGCCAAGUCCUGAACCGCUAGGGGUUUGGGAAGCUGCGCAGAAGAUGCGGCGGGCGUUGUUUCCGAAUCAGGCCCAAGCCAGGCCGGGGCUGAUAAGAGGGGAGGCGCAGCCUUUCGCUUGGCUGCGCCUUGUCGAAGGUAAAUUGGCCAGGGGCAUUUUCCGCGUUUGUCGCUAUUGCCGGGCGCCUUUCCUUACCUGCGCAAGCAGAGGCGCGCUCAGGGUCCAUGGCCUCAUAUGAUUGGGAGGCCCGUUUGGGUGGAUUUUCUCUUUGGGGUGUUUGGCUUGCGUUUCUGCCCCGGGCCUCGGGGCAGAAAUAGAACAGCCCGGCUUGGCGCGUUUGCAAAGGCGGACGCGCAGCCGCCAUCGAAGAGGCGCUACGCGAUAAUCGGCGAGGGCGCCGAGCAAUCAACUGGCCAAAAUUUGAAAAGAUGGGCGAAAAGGUGGAUAUUUUAGGGCCUUCACAUAAGUUUCCAGCGAAGCAUUUUUUUCUUCCGAUAAACCGCAGCUUCUCGGUGGGCGGCGUCUGGCCUUAUGGACUUCUCAAACGUUACAUUGUCAACUGUAGUUACACGAUUUUGUCGUGAUUCAAAAUCACUAUCAACAUCGCCACGAUCUUCAAGCUACUUCGCAUGACAAAUUUUCGACGCGUUAAAUAGCACUAGAAUCCGCGCCAAAUGUGUAAUGCAAGACACGCAAGGACGAGAAGGAAAGGAUCUCCCUCUCAGUCUAGCCUGUGCUAUUCUUGCAUGACAAAUCAUGUAACAGUUGAGAAUGUAACGGUUGAGAACGCCAUAGGCCUCGAAUUGCUCUUCGGAUCGUGGGCCACUGAAAACCGUUAUGACAGUGCACAACUCCCCCUCCCCCUCAUUUCUCAUGCAAAAUACCCAAUCCUCCCAUUGCCUCUUGGCACUGUUUGCACUACAAGUUUUGAUAGCCCAAAUAGCACUACACUCCACGACUCCAGUGCAGCUUUGUCAUGCAAAACCGGCAUUCUUGCUGAUGCUUGUAUUGCCGUUCAUGCUAUACAAAUGAGGGGGAGGGGGAGUUGUGCACUGUCAUAACCGUCUCCGUCGGCGGGUACGGUUCCACGAGACCGAUGUACGUAUUCCCUGAACAUUAACCAUCCCCAUCCAGUUUGUCAUCGCAAAACUGCAUGUAGUAAAUUCAAUGUGUGUAGUAGUCAUGCAGAAAAUGGAUGGAGGUGGUUGAUUUUCAGGGAAUAGUACGCGCAUGACCCGUAUGUGGGCAUGUCUGCCAACGAGAGACUGGACAUAAUGACCCGGAAGAUCGCCCACGCAGUGGGAUCCCGCCCAGCGAGGGAAUACUCCUGGGAGACCAACAGCGAGAAUUCGCAGGGAAUGUUUGCACCCUCGGAGUCGGAACGGAGCAGCAUACACCGCGAACCACCUCGACAGAUCGCGUCCCAUCGGAAGCAGCCGCGCGAGAUGGUAUGGGAAGAGGGCAUAUGGAUUGCAAAAAUGUCUGGGUCUGGAAGAAUGCAGAUGUUUGUCAUGCUGCUUUUGCAUGACAUAAAUAUAGAGAUGAAAAAGGUGAUCUUCCCGCGUGUUCUUAUCCCUAAGAAAAAUCGCGCCAUACCGUCGCGAUUCGUGGGCUUUUUUUAUUCUAGGCAAGGCCUGGCCUGUCUGAGGCUAACAAAAGCGCCACCGCCCAGGGCUAUCCAAAGCCUUCGCCGCGCAUCAUCCAGAGGGUCGCGCUUUCGUGCUUAGCGCAGCCCCAGCUCAUGCGCCAGGGAACGCUCUGCACACUGACAGAAUAACCGCCGGCCACUGAGUCCAAGUUCGCGCGCCCGGGCGCGAGCUGAUGCCCCACCCAAAGAGCCCCCCCAAGCCGGGGCUACGCCGGCGGUCGCACCGGGCCGCGGCAGUGAGUGUGCGCGCCCACUCGUCUCUCUUUGUGUCAGGCAGCAGAUGAUGGCCCCUCCGGUGUUGUCUUUGGUGCCUGCGCCGUGCCGUCGGUCCUAAAUUAGGACCGGUGGGGCGCUGGCUCCAUAAAAUGAUACGUAUAUGGCUAUGGGACCACGUCCACGAAGCAAAGACGGUGCUUCAGCUGCGCACGUUCCCGCUCGUGCAUAGAUAAGAACACUACUGCAGCGACCUGCUGUGGUGUUUUGGGAUGAAGCCGAGUUGUAGCUUCGGCUCCAAAUGUUCCCGUUCUCGUUUUCUGUUGUUCUUAUCCUCCAACUCCGUGCAUAGAUAAAGAAGUUCUCAUCUAUGCACGGAGAUGAUUGGACGAUCAGAAUUGAAGCUUCUCCUCCAGAUGUUCCCGUUCUUUCAAAAUUGUUGUUCUUAUCCCUCCUGUUCGUGCAUAGAUAAGAACACCAUUUUUAGGUCGUUACAAACAUGUUCUUAUCUAUGCACCAUUUGGAGGAUAAGAACAGCACUUUUGCGAGAACGGGAACCUCUGGCGCAGAAGAUGUCAUUCUGCUUCGUGCCAGCCACCAACUUCAGGUCGUUACAAACGUGCUCUUAUCUAUGCACGGCGUGGAGGAUAAGAGCAGCAGUGUUCGAGAACGGGAACAUUUGGCGCAGAAGCUCCAACUCUGCUUCAUGCCAAAACAUCAAUGCCAGGGCGUUGCAGUAGGUGUUCUUAUCUAUCUCUCCGAAGCGUUCAAACGAGUACCAGGCGGGAAGCUUUCAAGGUCUUCUGCCAGUGCGUCCACCAUCGCCGCGAAAGCGGUGCCAACGGUGAGUGAGUGGGGCGGUGGGUGGGAGAUUGGGUUGCGCUUGAAGAGUUCCAAGGGUUCACGAGGGGCCUGCGCACCAAGUCCGCACGAGCCGGCUUGCGGCCUUUUUUGGGUUGCGAGUACGUAGGGCCCGGGGCCGCGGAAAAGAUGCUCGCCUGCGCCGGAUGGCUGUGUUGUGAGUGCCCGUUGGGCGCGUCGAUCUGCGCAAUGGGGGGGCCUCAUUAGUCUAGGUCUAGGUUCGCCGGGGUGCUGAAAUGCCUGCUGGUUCCUCUAGAACGACGCCUGGGCCGCGUGCAAAAACCCACCAGGGGAGGCAACAGCACUUCUACGCAGGCGCGACCAUAAAAACUGCAGCGCCUGCUUUGGCGCAAAAAAAAAGGCAAAUCCCGACGGUAUGCUGCGAAUUUCUUUAGGGAUAAGAACAAUGCUGAAGAUCACCUAUUUCGUCUCUAUAAUAAAAUAAAUAUCUGCCAUGGAAGCUCUAGCAUCACAGAUUUCGAGAAGCUUCCGCUUUGCUUAAUCCGCAUGACAAAUCCCCCACUUUGGUUACAGGAAAUGGGCACCUUUUGCUGCCUAUGCAUGAGAGAUUUGUCUGUGCUGUGAAAUGCGCAUCACAAGUUCGCAUCCUUCCAGACCCAGACACUUUUGCAUUUGAUAGGGCAGUGACCACACUUACCGCAGCGGUCAAAGUAGCCAAAUCGAGGACCACACGCGCGACCCGUUCAGCGGCCCACUGACCAGCCAAGUUCCCGUGGGGGGAUUCAGAACCAAGUACCAGGCUCUGGGGUCCGUUUCCGACGUGGACGCGGCACUUGCCACUCAGGGAGACCUUGAUAUGGGACUCUCAAACCUUACGCUGCUCCUGCUCCUGCUCUCCACUGUAGUUUUUACAUUAUUCAUUGCAAUGUAAAAGUUUAAGUUUCAUCAGAUAUUAACUCUAACAAACCGUACCGCAGGCGAACUGCGAGGGUUGGUGAUGCUUAGCCCCUGGUCUUUUUGGUUGAAGCGAAGAAAACACCAUUACAAACGGAAGCGAGCGCCAGCUAGAAUGGGUGCGGCGCGUGAGUGGAUACUUCUGCCCGCGGGGUCCUACACAGCGGACGGCUAAGACAGGAGCGCCCCCCCGACCUAGAGACGCUGAAUCCUUCCACCACAUACUAGGUGCUCGUCCCACCUAGCUGGCAAUAAGUAGGUCGCUCGGUGGUCAUGGUCAACGGCCCCCGCAGGUACCGGGUCACUGUUAACCGACUAUGCACGCAUUUCCACAACCUAGAUCCUCUUCCGUAUUCUACAGCCAUAAUUCAUCGCCACCCAUGCAGAAUUACGAUCAGCAUCGACACGAUCAGGCUACUCUGUCUCAUAUAAUGUCGACACUGGAUCACUCUGCUGCUUUGGGCUUUGUCGCGCUUGUCUAGUUGGCUGUGCUUUAUUGGCCGGGUGUAGUGGGUAGUUCCCGACUGGUCAGCCUUUUUCGAGGCGAGUGAUCGAGGUAGCGCUCGACUUUGUAUGUUAAGGUCCUCGCCGAAAAAAACCGCUUUAUAUCAUCCUCGCCGAAAACCCAAGAAGUUGAGUGUGUGGUCCUUUGACGCUGGGUCGUUGAUCCUUGGCCUUUGACGCUGGGUCGUGAGGGUUUCCUCAACUACAUGAUGACGAGGCUUCCAGUUCGCAUGACAAAUUAUCAAAGGGCCAAACAGCAACAGCACGGAGAUCUUCUGUGCCAACUCUGUAAUGCAAGUAGGCGCUGGUGAUCCGUCGUGGUCCACCCUUUUUUCUUCAUUCUUACUUUAUUCUUGCAUGACGAAUUGAUGUAACUACAGCUGGGAAUGGUGUAACGCUAACGCUUGAGAGUCCCAUAGCUGAGCGACAGCGGUCCGAAGACCUGGCGGGGCGAAACCGAUUGGGUACUCAUUUUUUCAGAAGAGCAUGGAUUCAAUACAGUUUUGAGAUCAACAUUGUCUUGGUCGUCCUCGUCUUUCUCGUGCACCAGCACUUGGGGGAUACUUCUGAGUACACUGUGGCAAAAAUGUUUUACUUCUACGGAAAAGUGUUAAACUUGAAAUUUUUGAUCUCACGAGCCGGUCUGGACUCUGCAUGAAAAUUUUGUUCUUUUUUCUGGUUUCUUUCCCCAUCCACUGCUUCACGACACCUCCACAUCGCAUUUGAAGGUGAUCCGCUCCAGCCUCUCCAACCACCGCUGCCGACGCUGGAGGAGAUAAUCCAGGAGGAGGCAACGAAAACCCAGUCCAUAUGCAUUGCAGCAAAAUUAUCGUACUAGCAGUAAAAAUUGCAGCAUGAUAUUUUUUUUUCAAUUUCAGGAUGAUAAAACUUUUUGUACCUAUAAGAAUGAAUUUAAAAUGAAUGUAAUGCGUGCCCCUGUUCUAUGAUAGAGAUAGUAGAUUACUACGAGCAGAUAUGCACAGAAAAAAGUGUUACAGUUACACAUUUGUUGUCAAUUCAGCAACGCAAAUUUAUCUGCAUGAGAAAGAAAACUUGCAAUGCAGAAAUCCUACGGGAAAACACCUAGGAAACGAGGCUGCUAUGCAUAUCCGGCAUGACAGAGCUUGUCUGUCUUGCUUGGCCUGCAGCACAAUGUGUAACUGCAACACUCUUUUCUCGCGAUAGCCGAAGUCGUGCGAUACUUUUGUAAUGAAUAAUGAAUCCCGCUCGAAGAUUACUCGGUGGAGAGGGUGUACUUUAACCAUGACCUCGGAAACCGGCUUUUGCAGCAAGAAGAGUUGCGACAGAGUCAACUGGUAUCCAUUGCAAAUACGUCAUCUGGGUCUGGAUAGGCAUAGGAGCCAACAUGCUGAGCCUUGCAUGGAAAAUCCAAAUGAUCCGCCGCACGUAUGGCCGCAUGAGCGCAUUGAUUUUUACAACAAGUUUCUCGGGCCAUCUUGUUAUCGCGAGUUCAACAUUCGUAUUUAGUAUGACAAACUGCCACCUUUCAGCACGACAAAAUAAAAAACUGGGUAAAAUAAAUCCUCUUCAUAAUGCAGUACAGAUCCUGUUGCCCACUUCCACAUCACGCAUCAGAGGACAUAUUUGCAAUGCAUAACUGGCACAGCAGCAGCAGGAGGGAGGAGACCCACAAGUGGGACAGCAAGACUGAAUGUAGGCGAAUUUGAAAAUUUUAAGGUGAUGAACAGAAAAUAAAAUUCAUCCACUCGCUAGAAACCUGAACCAAACAAGCUUUACAUUCUUUAUGACUAAGAUGACAAAAUCAGAAGAGUUAGAGUACUAGCAAAAGAAAAGCAAGGGAAAGCCAAAAUAAAGCUAGCGAACGAAUGCAGUAGUGAAAGAAGGUAACUCGAAGGAAAAACGAAAGAAAAAGUAAGAGCUUCGCUUUUGUCAAAUCAGUAAAUGUCAAAGAAGUCCUUGAUAGUUGUUAGUAGCGCUGCUAGAGGAAAUCCAUGAGUAUCACUAUGUUGUAUCAGGCGGCUCCUCAUCGAUCAUCUUCAUUUGAGCCGGGUGGAAUUAUGAUUGGAAUUUGAUUUAUCGAGAAGGAGAUGAAUUAAGGCUGACCUCGUAGUAGUUACGUUAGGCUUACGCAAAGUGAAGAAUUCACUUCGCCGCGGAUUCACUGUAAGGAUUUUGCCACGACCUACGGAGCUCCUGUUUCUUCAGUUUGAUCGAUCCAGGCAUAUCAUGUUUCGUGGUGCUGUAAAAGUAAAGGGGAAGAACGGCACACGGACGGCUUUGUGUCGCGUCGUCCGAACAUCACGCUAGCAAAAGUAGAUGAGACUUCCUCAUGUUCUUCUUCUUGCAAGAAAUAAACAUUAUGAUGUGCUCACUUAAGGCGCGGUUGUCUCGUCUCUGCUCCUCGCGACCUAUAGGAGAAGAGCUCGACCAGAUAAAUAGCGACUCGAGUGGUCCAACACAGAUAGAGCAUCCAAACACUCACCCUCGUACUUCAGCGUGGUUGCAGUAGAGGAGAUAAACAUUAACAUACAUCACGGCCUAGCUGCAGCUCACAGAUCGAGUGCAAUAGAAUAAACAUGCGAUGUAAAAAAAUCUCAGCGAAAUAAUCACAUUGAUGACGAAGAUUUUGCUAUCGUUCGUGAUCGUGUCCACAGCAGCCUGAUCGAUCAUGUGUGUUUCCUUGUAGUGUAUGUGUUGUGCAUAUUCGCGUCGGUUUAUCUUCAUC
This is a messenger RNA of Amoebophrya sp. A120, 10926 nucleotides long. Lineage: Eukaryota; Dinophyceae; Syndiniales; Amoebophryaceae. The record is from the annotation of a GenBank genome assembly.